This is a messenger RNA of Brassicogethes aeneus, 1423 nucleotides long. The record is from the annotation of a GenBank genome assembly. Lineage: Eukaryota; Metazoa; Arthropoda; Insecta; Coleoptera; Nitidulidae.
UAGGAAUGUUGUUCUGAAAAAUUAAAAUAUUCAAAACAAACGGAAUAAAAAAAUAUCAUUAUGAAAAAAUGGAUUUAAAAACUCUACUUAAAAAUAAGAUUUCCAAACAAAAACCUGUAAAUAAAGAAGAAAGCAUUAAAAACGAAGAUGAACAAUUUAAUAACAUACUGAAAGAAUGGGGGAAAGAAACUCGAGAAAAAACAAGCAUACCAAAAUUCUUCAACAAACUUCCAAAAGAAAAUGAACCUCUUAGACAAAAACUGAGAGAAGAAAGCCAUACAAACCUACUGAAAAGAAAAUCAGCAAAACUUUUGGAAGAUAAUGAACUCAGAGAGUUGUGGGUGCUUUUGCAGAAAAAGCAGAGCUUUCCUGAUGAGCAGCUAAUGACUUAUGCAGAUUUUCAAAAGGUAACCUCUUUACUAGGUGAGAAAAUCAAGCCAUACUUUACACCUUGUGUUUUUGCACGAUUGCAACAAGGUGACCCCCAGGGGAGAGUAUCUAUAAUGUCGCUAUUUAAUUAUGUUAUGAAGAAAUUUUGGUUGCAACAGACUAGAGUAGGAUUGUCAAUGUACGAUGUUUCUGGACAAGGUUAUUUAAGUCCAUCUGACUUAGAGAACUAUAUUUCUGAGUUUUUGCCAACGUUGGUUCAGUUGGAGGGUUUGGAAAAGUCGUUUCAUAGUUUUUAUUUGUGUACAGCUGUGAGAAAGUUCUUUUUCUUUUUGGACGUCUUAAGGGCUGGUAGGAUAAGAAUUUUGGAUAUUUUGGCUUGUUCUUUUUUGGAUGAGUUGUUAGAGUUAAGAGUUGAGGAUUUAAGCAAGGAAAUUCAAGAGCAGAAUUGGUUUAGUGCUCCCUCAACUCUAAGGGUAUAUGGGCAUUAUUUAAACUUGGAUAGGGACCAUAAUGGUAUGCUGAGUAAAUCUGAACUUGCUGGUUAUGGUAGUGGAACUCUAACACAGCCUUUUCUUGAUAGAGUAUUCCAAACUUGCCUUACCUACGGAGGAGAAAUGGAUUAUAAGACUUAUUUGGAUCUUGUGUUAGCUUUAGAAAACAGAUCAGAACCACAAGCCCUAGCAUUCCUAUUUAGGAUCUUAGACAUAAAAGAGUGCGGAUAUUUGGACGCAUUUACCUUAAAUUACUUCUUCAGAGCCAUCCAAGACCAAAUGGAAGCCCACGGGGCUGACCCAGUGUCAUUUGAAGAUGUUAAAGAUGAACUCUUUGAUAUGGUCAAACCAAAAGACCCUCAAAAAAUUACUUUGGCUGAUCUACAGGCCAGUGGACAAGGAGAAACUUUUGUCAGUAUUUUAAUUGAGUUCCAUGGGUUCUGGAACCAUGAGAACAGAGAGGCUGUCUCUUCUGAACCAUCACAGGAUUAAUUUUAGUAAUUUAUUCAUAUUUAUUUUUUUAAUAAAAUACUUUUCUUACA